AUGGAGGCCCAGGAGGAAAAAUCCGGAUCUCCCCAAAUGGGAGGUGAGAAAGAAUUGCAAAACUCUUCGAAGCUCACUGCUGAAGUCCAAGACCUGGAGAAGCAGCUGUCACGGAUCAAAGUCCAUGUUCCUAAAGGUGUAUGUGAAUUUGAUUGGAGCAAGAUUGUCACGGCCCACUUGCCGGAGUCCUACAAAAGCAACACACCCAAGGAGCAGUUGCUUCUACAGGUGGCGGAUAAUUUCCAUCGGCAGUACGCACACCUUUGCCCGGACCGUGUACCCCUCUUCCUUCACCCAAUCAAUGAAUGUGGCAUGGAAAAAUUUGUAAGCACAACGGUUCGGCCCACUCUGCUCCCUUACUCAGAGUUAUACAACUGGGAUAGUGCCGCUCGUUUUGUUUCUGAUUACCUCAACAUGGAGCCUCUUCCUUCUCCACUAGCACCGCCCUGUUACUUAUGUUCACCAACAACCAUCUUGAGGUACCAGCGAGGAAACUGCUUUGAUUUUAGUGUGCUUUUAUGCUCUCUGCUAAUUGGGGCAGGCUAUGAUGCCUACUGCGUGAACGGCUAUGCCACCAAGGACAUGUGCAUGAUGGACGAGUCCACGGAAGAGUGCCCGCUCUUACAGAAGCCAGAAGAGACAGUAAAAAAGAAGGAGAAGGCUAGGAAAUACGCCAUCAAGCCCCCACGUGACCUGCGGAGCAAGUAUGAAUUACGCCAGGAAGAGAAGCAACAAGCUAAAGAACAGGCUGCAGAAGACAAGAAACAGAAGGAGGAAGAAGAGAAGAAAGCCGAUCUUCUGUUUGAUCUCGGAGACCCUGUGCGAUGGGAAUUCAUGCUUCCCAGCACCGACAAACCCUUGUUGUCCCUGCCAGAAAUGGAGGAGGAGGAAGAUCUGGGUGAAGAUGAUGUGGAAGAUUUGAUGAAAGAAGAUGAAUCAAAGAGUUUUGACAUGCCUGCAUCUUGGGUGGAGCAGAUCCAUGUAUCUCCCAAAGAAUUUGAGACUCGCUGUCCUCAAGGCAAGAAACUGAUUCAAUAUAAGAAUGCCAAGUUGGAGAAAUGGGCACCAUAUCUUAAUGUCAAUGGCCUAAUCACCCGAUUGACAUUGUAUGAAGAUCCAGAUUGUACCAAAGUGCUUGAAGUGAAAGAGUGGUUCAAGAACCGCGAAGACAAGUUGGACAUUCGAGAAUUAAAUAAGCAAACCAACAUCAUAGCAGAGCAAUUCCUACCUGGACAUGCCCUGGGCCUGAGAGCACAUAUGUACAAGACCAUGGAACCGGAGACCGAGCGCACGAUGGAGUUCUACAACGAGACACGGGUGGACGGCCUUCAGAAACGCACAGAAACUUCCCAAGAGAUGGCAGAGUAUUUUGAAGGCCGCUUAGAUUUUCUUAGCUACCGUCAUGCCGAGUUUGGCAAAAGAAUCAAGAAACUUACCAAGAAGAUGGCUACCACUGAAAGCAAUGCCCGGCCAAUUUUGAAAAUCACCGAGAGGUUCCACAGGAACCCAAGCAAACCAGCUGACGAAGACGUGGCCGAACGCAUUUUUUUGAUCUCGGAAGAUAAGAUCGUUCUGACCUACCACUGCAAGGAGAAUUACAUCACCCCUUCCAAGAGGGAGUUUAAUAAGCAUACCGAUGUGGACAGCAAGGGAAAUAAGAUUAUCAUGAGCCGAGAUAUGUGCAUCAGUUAUCAGGCAGGGCCUGUGGAGAAAGAAAAGAAACUGUUCCAUCUCUAUGAAAUGCUGAUGCAGCUGAUCGAAGAUGAGAAACGUUCCCGCCAUCUAGUGUGGGAAUCUGAGAUAGAGGAGCGCCUACAGCAAGAGGAGCGCCAGCGCCAAGUGGAGCAGGAGCUGGACUACCUGGCGCCCUUCCUCAUUCAAGUGGGAGGCCUUGAAAAGAUGACCAAGUGGCUCGCUUUGCGCCUGAAAGAAGACUGCCUGAACGAUUUCAAGCAUCGUCUCGUGGACAAGGCCAACCUCAUCCAAGCACGGUUUGAGAAGGAAACUCAAGAACUCCAGAAGAAGCAGCAGUGGUACCAGCAGAACCAACUCAACAUGACCUUAGAGGAUGAAGACGCCUACCUGAACUACUGCUCAGAGGCCAUGUUUCGCAUCCGCAUUUUGGAGCUCCGACUCAGCAGGCAUAAAGAGAGAGCACCGCUGAAAUAUAUAGCAUUAGAAGAGAAACUUUCCAAAGAUCCUCGUCUCUCUGAAUAUCUCAGAUUUUAUGUUUAAUUUUUCUGUGAGUCAUUUUGGGGAAGUGCUCCUCAAAGGCCAGAUGAAGUUAAUGAAACUUCCGAACAGCUGUGAAAAACAUUUUAUUUUUCUCAAGCCACUUUCUUCCUCCCCAUAAAUUUUUGCAACUUUCUGGUUAAGAAAGCAUCAAGGAAAAGAAACUUUAAUUCUUUGAAUCUCUCAAUGGAGCAAUACUUUAAAAACCACUGGGUUUUGAUAGCUAAAUAUAUGGGUGAAAGAUAGUAAGAUAGUCUUCUUCUUCUUCUUCUUCUUCUUCUUCUUCUUCUUCUUCUUCUUCUUCUUCUUC
Notechis scutatus (mainland tiger snake) is the source of this 2542-nucleotide messenger RNA. The record is from RefSeq and is a predicted model, not a curated record. Lineage: Eukaryota; Metazoa; Chordata; Lepidosauria; Squamata; Elapidae.